UUAUGGACUCGAAGCGUGAUUUCUUCUACACUAGUUCUUUAAAUGUGGUGAUGAUUACUUAUUCAGAUAAUAAUGAACCUCCUGCAAUUAUAUAAAUUUUACCAACCAUUUAGUGAUUCUUGUGUUGUUGCUUUUGUGUUUGUUGACUCCAGUGAGAGAGUUAUCCGUACAUGUUGAUUCAUUUUGCAUAAAAUGACACGAGUACCCUUCUUUUUCAGUCUUUUGACCUCUUCCUUGAUUUGUUUGCAUGCCUUGGUGGUGUGACCACAGAUUUGGUGGAAGUGACAAUAUAGCUCUUGACACCUUGAGUUGGGUGAGGCCACCUAACAGUCUCUUCAUAUUUGAUAACCAACAAAAUGUUGACAUGAGAUGUGCUAUGCAAAGUAUAAUUUGAUGGUCAAGGCUCACAUUGUUGGUUGCAGGUUGAGGAGGGGGAUCACGACUCCUAACUGUUCAACCUUCCUUUGUUGUGAGGUUUGAUUAGUAUCUCCAGAGUACUUUUUAUUCUUGCCCUCAAAUUUCUUGAAUUACUACUUGUAUGCAUAGAUGGCCUCAUAUACAACACAAUGAAUGAGUUCAACGUAAAUGUAAACCAUCACCCACAUGAAUGAUGAGUAGAAAGAUCCCGGGCAAAGCCAUCCGAGUAAGCCUCUCUUAAAUAAUCCUGAAUCCACAACUGAAAUAUGACGAGCUUCAAUGGAGAAUCUAUAGAAGUAGUCCUUGAGCGAUUAUCCUUAUUCCUAGAAAAUUUCUGAGAGAUGGGUCGAAUCUUUGAUGAUCAUUCUACUUAUUAUGAACAGCUCCACAAAUAGCUUGACAAGCUCAUUGAAGGUGUUGAUAGCGCCUCCUAGGAGAGAGUAGAACUAGGAGCAAAUUUCUAAGAGAUGGGUCAAAUCUUUGAUAAUCAUUCUAUUUUUUGUUUAUAUCUUUUUCUUAAAUUACUCCAGAGUCAUAUCGGCCACCAGUCACCAUGAAUCUGUUCCCCUUGUCCAACGCAGCAGCCGAAGUUUCAAAAAAAGGCGAACAAAAGGAGAGAGAAAUGAAUGCUUCGUUAACCAUAUUUUACCGUGGAAAGAUGAUGGUUUUCGACAAUUUUCCGGCCAUGAAAGCUGAGAGUUUGAUGGAAAUGGCAAGCAAGAACGUUAACUCAGACGCCGGUGCUACGACAGCUUUACCAUUGCCACCGGAGGCUCAAGCUUCUGUAGACCUAUCCAUGCCCAUUGCAAGGAGGGCAUCACUUCAUAGAUUCCUUGAGAAGAGGAAGGAUCGGAUAAAAAACAAUGCACCUUAUUUAUUUAAGGGUCUGCCAAAAAUAGAACCAACAAUGUCAGAAAUGAAGUCAGAAAAGAAGCAAUCAUGGCUUGCAUUGGGCCACAACUGAGAGAAAAUUUUUGUUGGGA
Phalaenopsis equestris is the source of this 1400-nucleotide messenger RNA. Its product is annotated as protein TIFY 10a-like. The record is from RefSeq and is a predicted model, not a curated record. Bases 971 to 1381 code for a protein of 136 amino acids. The transcript is spliced from 4 exons. Gene Ontology annotation, cellular component: nucleus. NCBI's taxonomy places the organism in Eukaryota, Viridiplantae, Streptophyta, Magnoliopsida, Asparagales, Orchidaceae. Gene Ontology annotation, biological process: regulation of defense response; response to wounding; regulation of jasmonic acid mediated signaling pathway.